AUGGCAAACUUCAAGAAGAUGACUCUCACUCUGGCUAGCCUAGUCUCAACCAUCCUGGCCUCCUCUGCUCCUACCAAAAUGACGUUGGUGUCAUCGGUGAGGUCCAGAACGACUGUGACCCGGGCGAUCCCCGCCGUCUCCAACGCGACAGCACGCUGGUACUUCGGCACCACAGGCCGGCCAUACUACACCUACGUCCUACACGGCGCAGACUGGAUCGCGACGUUUGUAGUCGUGGACUUGGACUCGGACUGCUUCGUCGAAAAGUACCAGGCCAGCACAUCCGUCUACCAAAACUCCUACACGAAGCAAUGCCACGCCGAGCGGGCCACGCAGGUCGCGUUCCUGGAGCAGACCUUCGCGGCCUCCAAAGCCGAAUGGAAAUUCCUCCAGCUCCACCACGGAUCGCCGUCGUCGAGAAACACGGCGGCGUCCUCCUCAAAAACGGCCACGACCACUGUCUCGCGCACUUCUACAAUAAUAACACGAACUUUAUUCUCGCCGGCGGCGCGGGGUAUCCCCAGGCUGGGGACUGUAACUACGGGUUGCCGCUGGGCCCCUUACACCAAGUGGCUGGGGGCGAACUCGCAGUCUGCUGCUAAUGGGUUCGUCACGAUGGACAUUUCCCGCGAGGAGGUGAACGUCGAGUACUAUGCCUGGGAUAUGAAGUUUGGAGGAGGGGAUCUCUACCCCAUCAAGAAUGAUAUGACUCCAUCGUAUUCAUUCAAGAUCAAGUCACAUGCUUGGUGA
Aspergillus lentulus is the source of this 750-nucleotide messenger RNA. The record is from RefSeq and is a predicted model, not a curated record. NCBI's taxonomy places the organism in Eukaryota, Fungi, Ascomycota, Eurotiomycetes, Eurotiales, Aspergillaceae.